This is a messenger RNA of Cladocopium goreaui, 332 nucleotides long. NCBI's taxonomy places the organism in Eukaryota, Dinophyceae, Suessiales, Symbiodiniaceae. The record is from the annotation of a GenBank genome assembly.
AAAACCGCGGCUUCGACUUGUUGCUCUUCUCAGCUAUUGAGGCAAUGGCUGGCCAGAUGUUUGUGGUCAAACGCGAUGGCCGUUCGCAGGAGGUGAAGUUUGACAACAUCACGAAGCGUAUUCGAACCCUGUGCGAUGGCUUGGAUCCUCGCUUCAUUGACCCCGUGCCCGUGACACAGAAAGUGGUGGAAGGCUUCUACAACGGCAUCAGCACGGCGCAGAUCGAUACCUUGGCGGCCGAGACCUGCGCCUACAUGUCGCAGAAGCACCCGGACUUCUCGACCCUGGCGGCACGCAUUGCGGUGUCCAACCUGCACAAGUGCCUGGGAUGA